AGUCUCUUUACUCCAAAGAAUCAGUGUAUGAUCUUCUCCCCAGAGAGUUGCAGUUGCCCCCUUGUAUUGAGCAGAAAAUUGCAGCCAUGAGUCAGAAAAGUGGAGGAGGGACAAGUUCCCCCCCAACAGCCCUCACUUCAGGUAAAGUUCCCCAACCUUUUUUUUUUUUUUUUUUUCCCCUUUCUUUCCAGUUGAUGAUAUCAGUGAGCGCAUGGUGCUUAGAAGCUGAUAAAAGUAUUUGAAUGUGAUACAUUUUUUAUAUAUUUAAAUUAUAUACACAAUAAAAUUCCAUUUUUUGUCCUGCAGUGUAUUUGAUAAAUUUACAUUUUAUCUACAUUUUUUUUCCAUUGUUUUGAAUUUGCAAAGGGUAAGAUUACAGAUUUUACAAAUUCAGAACACUAAAGACAAAACUUUCUAAUCUCAAAAAUACAGAUUUUAUGGUAAUUAGGCCAAAAGUGAAUCAUCCUGGAUUCCCAGGAUAACAUAGACGCUUUCCGAGUGGUCGAACGCAGCAUUUAGCCAAUCAGAGUCGUCUGCCACGUCCAUGCUCGCGCCAUAACCGCGAAGUGUCGUGAAUAGAAGGAAACGAAAAAAAAAGAAAGAAAAACAAAGUAGAACCGGAAUGAGAUAAGUGCAUAUAAGGCUUUCUAGUCAAACAACUAGUGUACUACAGUGAUGUUAAGUGCUUAGUAUACACCCAGUUUAUCUUUUUAGGUAAUGUUCUAGCUAGUUAGGCUACGCUAAUGUUAGCUUGCUGGCGAUCUUUAGCAGCUAACAGUCUAAACUCCAGUCAUGGAAGACCACAGUAUUGUAUUCAGCUUUCUACUUUAUUUAACACACCCGAUUCCACUCAUCAGUUCAUUCCCAAGACCUUCCCGGGUUGAAUGUAGUGAGUUAGAAGAGGCUAGAAACAAAUCUCUGUAGGGUUGUGUGAAUUUGACACCCCUGGGCUAAAUCAGAGACUGUAUAAAGUGAUAUGCAAUAAGAACUGCAGUUAAAUCCUACCCAGUGCAUUUUAAUUUAAUGAUGAAAAGGCACCAGACUCUUCGGAGAGUCUCAGAGACGCUGUAUGUGUAAGCAUUUCUGAUGCCAGAACAGCUAACUCAGGCUGUCAGCUGCUAACGCUUACCAGCAAGCUAACAUCAGCAUAGCCUUACUAGCUAGAAUGUUACCUAAACAGUUACCCUAGGUGUUUACUGAGCAUCGAGUGCUUAAUUUCUUUGUAGUCAGCUAGCUAUUUGAGUAGAACAUAAAAGCUUUAGAUGCAGUUACCUCCUGGUUCUUAUUUUAUUUUCUUAUUUUUUUUUUUUUGGUGUUUCUCUUCACUUCACUUUGUGGUCAUGGUGUAGGUUUGAAUCUUUGAAUCUCAAAGCAUCUUUUUUUUUCCCCUGGGAAUCCCUGAUGAUACACUGUUGACCUAACUUUAUAUAAAAUUUAUAUUUUUGAGGUUUGAAUUUGUAUUUAGGGUUCUGAAAUCUUGAACUCUGAAACCUUAAGAGUUAGGGUUCUGAUUAAAAAAAAAAAUCACCUCUAGCAACUUAAAAACAUAACAAAGAAAAAUGGUUUUAAAAAAUGUCAAUUUAUUAAAUACGCCACAGAAAAUUGAAUUUAUAACUCAAAUAUAGGAAAACUCAUGUUCAGAUACUCUUGUCAGUUUCCAAGCUCCAUAUGAGCAGCGCUAGAAAUGGCUCUGUCCCAAUAUCCACCUUUAGGCUGCCUGCAAGACAACUAACUCUACAACUAACUACUGUAAUAACUAACACUAGGUUAGAAGGUUAGCACCAUGUUCCUGGGUUUUGUAUUUAAACAUUAGAGGUUGCUAAAGACUGGAGGUUUAUUGUCCUUUCUUCUAAUCCUUCACUGGAUUUAUUCUUUAUUAAAAAAAAAAAAAAAAAAAAAAAAAGUCUAUAAUGAAAAAUGAAAAUGUGCAGCCACAGCAGUUCUUUGUGGAUAAGACUGAAGACCCCUGUCAUAAGUGGUCAUGGAAGGGGUUGUUAAUUGUUUUAUUGUUAUUAAUAUUACAUCUUUUCAGAGUGGCUUCUCCAAAGUCAGCUAAUAAGUAAGCUAAGUGUUUGGUGUAAUUGUAUGGUGCAUUUUGUUUAGGUCUGACUCACGGAACCAGGAUAUACUUCACGUUUGCUUAAGUGAAGUAUAUCCUUAGGUAUCUCAAAAAACGUUAAUUUAAAAAUAAAGAAGAAGAAGAAGAAAAAGAUUUUACAUGAACACUAAAACAGCUUUUUAAACUUGUAUACUUUUAAAUACUUUUGUAUAAAUACGUAUUUUAAAAGGAGUUUCAUUUAAAAAAAACUUUUUUUAACAUUUCUAGUUGGAAAUUAUAAUUAUACUCCUUCCUUUGAAUUCUUUGUCAGGAGUUAAAGGGAGGUUUCUCUGGGUGUAAACAUCAAGGUUCAUAGACAGCCAAAAAAAGAAAAAAGAAAAGAAAAGAAAGAAAGCACUUAACCACAGGAAGGCAUACAAACUUAUCCAUUUGUAAAUGUCUCUCGGAAAUUUGAACAGUUCCUGCAUUGAUACUGAGGACCAGUUUUCAGUACGGCUCACAAGAGUCAGCAACCAAACACACUGGUAUUCUUUUGCCUGUUAUUAUUAAUAAUAAUUCACAUUAUAUUUUGGUUUGGCCACUUUUUUAUAUUAGUGCAGUCACCAAACAUAAGUGCAUGACUGGGGAGAAAAAAAGGAAAAAAAAAAAAAAAAGACCUCCAGGAACUUAAAAAAAAAAACAAGAGAGAGAGAAAACAUGCUUUUUUAGCAGGAAUACUCCUCAUUAAACUUAUCCCAGGAGAAUAUAUACACUCAGACAUGAACAUUCAAAAUGAGAUUCACCUUAGUAUUUUUUUUACUCUACUCCUUUAUCAAAGUACCUAGGUUUAAGGUGAGUUUGAGUAAACCAGAAGUCUGUUGCCUUUGGACAUCAGUACCCAACUGCAGCCAUGAGGCAGGACAUGCUGGCUGUAGCUGAAGGAAGGUGAAGUAUUUCCAGUUUAUAUCUUAACUCGAGACAGCAGGUUUCACUUCAAAUCGGCCUUAAAUCUUCUGGCUAUUUUCCUCUUCUGUUUUUAUUUAUUUAUAUAUAUUUUUUAAUGUUUGUUUGUGCACCCAUUGACCCAGUUUAAUGUGGUAUUCACAGAUAUUAUAAGGAAAAAAAAAAAAAAAACAUUUUUAACAACAUACAAGGACAUUAAUAUAGGCUACUGCUGAUUCUCUCCACACAUUUCACUUCUUUAUGUAAAGAGAGCCCUCGUCUGGCUUUUCCAAACACCUGUCCUGAACCACACGAAGCCUCCAAAAGCACAUGUGCUAUAUGCAUCUUUGAGCGCUGCUCCCCUCCCUGUCACUGUUUUCAGGGCUGCUAUUCAUAGCUUUGCUUGUCAUCACAUGCCAACGUUGUAGCUUGGGCUGGUCCACCCUAUCCUCUGGUACCCUGUAUAUCUCAUCAACUUGGCUCCAAUGUUAGGCUUUUGUUGCUUGUUUUAUUUCCUCUUCACAUACUACCCCUAAAAAUGAUUGUCUACGUUUACAAGAGUGCAAUCGAUCAUUUUUAAGACGUCUCUUCUUAAACGGUACUGUAAACAAGGAACAUUUCUUUUCAUGCUAUACUAAUAAAGCAUUGAUUUUUUUAUUUAUUUAUUUAGUGCUUGAGCAUGCCCUGCAUUUUAUUUUGCAAGGUUUGGAGCAUAAACUCAUCUUUUAUACUGUGAAGUAGUGCUUUCCUUCGGCCAUUUCCAAAAUAAAAUGGAAAUCAUGCAAAUAUUUACACAUGUGGUUUGGUGGGGCAAAAGCUGGUCACUCUUGAAGGGUGGAUCAUCAGAUGCCCCCUAGUGAGUUAAACUUCAGGUUAACCUGAAAGCGUGGAUAAAUGACUCGCUCACCUUUUACAAAUCAAAUGCAUCAUGUCAAUGAAAUGUAAAUUAAAUGAAAAGUUAUACUGCUAAAAAAAAAAAAGAAAGGAAACCGGUGAAGCAGUUAGAAAGUCUCACAUUGCAGUGAGUUAUAAUCCAUGUGAUUUUAUUACCCAGCAUUGCAAAAAAGGGUAGGUUUUAGCUUUAGGGCAUGUUUGAAGCUGAUUUCAAAUUAGUUCAUGAUUAUUAGCAGUAUUUAAAAGAAUCAUUAAAAGCUCAGUUUUGAUCUUUUUUUGAUCUGUUCAAAGCAGCAAUCAAAUCUAUUCAAAUUUAAUAGGUCUGAAUUCAGCCAGAUCUUUCAAAGCUCAUCUAAUGCUUGUGCUUACUUUUCUGUUAUAUAUGCUUACUUUAAAAAUGUUUGCUUUGUAGCUUCUUUGAGCCUCCUGGUUUCUUUUUUUUUUUUUUUAUUUAUUAAAUGGGGAAAAUUGUUAUUGUUAGUUUCAACAAGAUCUUUAUUUAUUUAAAUUAAAUGCAUUUUUCAGUUUUUUUCAGUAUUCAUAAAAUAAGUGUUUUAUCUUUCAUUUGAUGCGGUCACUGAUCUUGAAUAGUUGUAGUUUGAAGGACAGUCUUCAGUUUAAAUAGACAUAAAGGAUAGAAAUAAAGUAUUUAAAUAAAACAACUGCAUUCAAAUACAACCUUGGUCUCGAUAAAACAUUUAAAAUGCUCCAGUAUAAUAAACACGAGGCUCUCUGCCAGUCCUGGGAUCUGAACUUGCGUAUAAUCUUCUGAUCUCAGAACCUUAAGCACUGAGCGUUAAGCAGCGACUUUGCAUUGUAACAGAGAGCUUGUAUAUGAAGAAUGUCUUUAGUAAGAAUAUUAAUAAUUAAGAAAUGAAUAGUAGAAACACCAACCAGUAAGUUCAUAUAAACAGAAAUUAGUAUAGGACCUAGAAUAUAAACUUGUAAAGCACAUACAGUGUGAAUUAUUUAAAACAGUUUAACUUUUUACAGGUUUAAAAUGAGAUGGUCUCAAGUUUAGUCAUAUCAUAUCAAGAGACACCAUGAAUACAUUGUUAAAUUUACAGUAGAGGAGGAAUAAUAAUGUGACCUAAAUACAAAAAAGCAGUUCUUUCUUCUUUUGUUGGUUCAAUGACCUGUAUUGUUUUACAUUCUUUGCUGUUUGGUUGGUUGCUUGGGUUUAAUAAAGAAAAAUUUCAGUGUUUAAAAUGGUCCAAAAAUAAAAAUAGACAGCCUAGAUUUUGAAUUUACAGUAAAAUUAAAUUUUCAUUAUUUGUCAUUUUCCAUUUCUUGCGGUUUCACUGAUGGUUCCUAUUUUUGUUAAUGUGUUCUGAAUUUUCAUAUUUUAUCCUGAUAAUAAAUUUCAACCCAACAGCUGUGACAUUGUCCCUAAAUUAGCUGCUAAUAUUUUAAAGGAAAAACUUUAGGUAUGAUCCUAUUUUCAGUAUUAUUGUAGUGGGAGUGCUGUGUCUUCCUGGUUUUAGUUACAUCAGAAUAGUAUUGCUACAUAUUUGAUCAUUUGAAAAAUCAGAAGGCCAGACUGGGGGAUGAAUAGAUUAGAGUGAGUAGGGUUUAUUUGUACACAAUGCAUUGCUUUGAAAUGUGUUGUUAGUCAGUUUUAUUAUAUUUCCCAUCAGUUUUUCCUUUCCUUUCUCUCUAUAUACAUGUCUUCAUAGCAAUUCAUCUCUUAUUCAUCACUUGUUUCAGGCAAGGGGAAAAAAAAAAAAGGUUUAAUAUAUGUUAAAUUAUGAUUCUCACUUUUGCCCUGACUGCACACCAGCACCACAUUUUUUCCCCCCUCACACUAUCAGUUUUAUCAGCUCAGUCUUUUGUCAGCCCUCUCUUUACAUGAAUGCUUUCAAAAUGUUCUGUACUCUCAAUGUAGUUCUUGAUCCUGUAUUUACUUCAUUCCCCCAAAUAGGGCUAAGAGUAGACUUGAGACAUGGACCGUGGCUCACUAGUGAUGAGUUCCAGUUUUUUUUUUAUUAAUUCUUUAAACUUCAUAAAAAAAUUUCCUUUCAUCUUUUGAAAAUAAUAUGCAAUGGUCAGCAUUUUAUUACUCAUUCGUUGUCUCGUUUUUAUUCCAGGAAUUUCCCUCUGAAGCAGGGAGUGUCUGCAUAUAAAAUGGUCUGCAGUUCUCUGCUUCAUAGAUGCCUCCUCCAUCACCUCUGCUAUGACCAAGGGAAGUGCCAGCAGUGCUUUUUCCACCUCUUCCAGCUUCACUGUGCACUCAUUGGGCACAGAGCAGGAUGCCGGCACUCCAGGAGACGCGAGUAGCCGUAGGAAGGCAGAUAUGCUCUCCACGGAAGCCAAACUAACCAGGGGUUGUGGAGAGAAGGGCGGAGGAGGGUCUCAGCAUCAGCACCACCAUCAGAUGACGCCUCCCAAACGACCAGUGCUGAACAUCUCGCCCCCGCCGGAGGACCUGUUCGACAACAGCCACACGUCGGGAUGCCAGGACGAUGUGCUGCUGGAUUCGGAGCAGAGCAACAGCAUCUGGAUGGAAAACUCGCUCUCCAACUUCAGCAUGAUGAGCUCCAGUUCGUACAACGACAACACAGAGGUUCCACGCAAGGCCCGGAAACGCACGCCACGUCAGAAGCCAGGGCCAAAGCCGGUGUCUGCUGAAGAAGCCAGCAUGGAUGUGUUUGACGCAGACAGUGCCAAAGGUCCACACUUUGUGCUCUCCAAAUUUAGCUCGGAAAACAAGGCCAGUGGUAAAGCAAGUCCCGAUGGAAACCAGGCGUCUGGUCAGAAAGGUGGGAUAUUGUGUGGCCAGUACCCGCAGAAAAGCGAAGGAAAGGAGCUGAAGAUCCUCGUCCAGCCUGAGAGUCAGCACAGAGCCCGAUACUUGACUGAGGGCAGCCGGGGUUCUGUAAAAGACCGCACCCAGCAAGGCUUCCCUACUGUCAAGCUCGAGGGUGUGAAGGAGCCCGUCGUCCUGCAGGUGUUUGUAAGUAAUGACGCAGGUCGUGUGAAGCCUCAUGGAUUCUACCAGGCCUGUCGAGUGACCGGUCGAAACACCACCGCCUGUAGAGAAGUGGACAUCGAGGGCACUACAGUCAUCGAAGUGCCUCUGGACCCCAGCAAUAACAUGACUCUUGCUGUGGAUUGCGUGGGCAUCCUGAAACUGAGGAAUGCAGAUGUGGAGGCUCGUAUCGGGGUGGCUGGAUCCAAGAAGAAAAGCACCCGUGCCAGACUGGUGUUCCGGGUGAACAUCCCUCGAGCCGACGGCUCUGUGCUCACUCUACAGGCACCGUCCUCUCCUAUACUGUGCACUCAACCUGCAGGAAUACCCGAGAUCCUGAAAAAGAGUCUGCACAGCUGCUCGGUACGAGGAGGCGAGGAGGUGUUUAUCAUCGGAAAGAACUUUCUCAAGGGAACCAAAGUGAUAUUUCAAGAGAACAUCUCGGAUGAAAAGUCCUGGAGGGCAGAAGCUGAGAUCGACAUGGAGCUUUUCCAUCAGAAUCAUCUUAUUGUCAAAGUUCCUCCAUAUCAAAAUCUUGCCGUUACCUCUCCCGUGUCUGUUGGGAUCUAUGUGGUGACUAAUGCUGGACGUUGCCACGAUGUGCAACCAUUCACUUACACUCCAGAGCCAGUUAUGGAUGUAUCUGUGAAGAAAGAGACCGGGCCUCCAGGCAAACCCUGUUCUUUGGAACAGAUAAAAGUAAUGGAAAGUGCCUUGCUCGUCCCUAUCUUGCCUCUCGUCAAAACAGAAGACGUGACUCCAAUGGAGGUCUCCAGUAACUCAGCAUCCUUUAAGACCUCUGAUCUUAUGAACUCCGCCCAACAGACCCUAGAAAUGAGCAACAUUUCCACCAACAGCACCACAUUCGCAAACUCUGUAGCCUGUCAACCGGAAGAACAAGAGCAGCCUCAGAGUUCCGUUUUCUCCAACAAGGAAACAUUAAACAACAUUCAGAAACAAGACACCACCCAAAACAACUCCUUCCACGUGUCUGGGAAAUCUCUGCUCCAGCAAGGGGCCCAGCAGUUCCUCUUAGACAGUGACAGUCUAGCCCAGGAAAGAUCAGGGACCACAACUGGUACGUUGGUGGGGAUUGCCCAGAUGGACGACAGCCCGCAGCACCAACUCUCUCUCCUGCCUCCAGAUGAGGUGGCGCAGCUCGAGCAGGCGGUGCGCCAGCUGCAAGCGAAAGGGUUCUGCAACAUCCAGCUUCAUUCAGAAGAUUCACUAGCCAAGAAGCAGCAGCACCAGCUUCAACAGAAGCAAAUCCAGCAACAACAAUUACACCAGCAGCAGAUGCAGCAGCAGCAGCAAGUCCUGGAGAACCUGCAGCAUCAUCUUUUCCAUCCCCAGGUUCCAAUGCAAUGCAGUCAAGAGCAGCAGGGCUCUUCUCAGGGCAUGGUGGAAAACAGUAAUACACUCUUCCAGCAACCAUCUCCACAGCAGCAGCAGCAACAACAGCAGCAAGCCGUCAUGUAUCACCAAGCAAAAGAUCUCAUCUCCAUUCAAUCUGGAUUUCUUCAGCAAGCAACCUCUCAUUCUUCUUCUCCGUUGUUUCACACCUCAAACACCUUGGCUGAGGCCCAGUCCCCUCAAGAGGCUCUUUUCCACACACAGAAGACUUCACCCACUCAAGAACAAGUCCAAGCCGCCCUUUUCCAGAACACCAUGAACGUUCUUGACGGGUCCAACUUGACUGCAGAACCUCAACGCUCUGCAACUAGUAUGUUUCUCUCCCAGAAUGCCUUACCUGGUCAACUUGCAGGAAAUAACAACCAGUCCCAGCAGCUAGCUUUCCUUAACUCUAUGCAGACAUCUGGCCUUGAGCCACAAUCUGUGUUCCAAGCCACAAGCCAGCUGUCCUCCAUUCAGCAGAGCACACCCAUGGAACAGCAAUCCCCACAACAAGCCUCGCAAACUCCGCCAGGCUCUCUGUUUCAGAGCAUCCAGCAAUCACCAAAUAACAAGCACCAGGCCGGAUUGCUCUAUAACUCCCUGAGCUCAGGAAUGUCUCCAGAGCAGCCGCCGUCCAGCCUCAUGUUCACUGGUCAGCCUCAGAUGCCUUCAAUGAAUGCCACAAGCCUAAUUUCUCCAGAGCAGCAGAACCCAUCACUGUCCUACCCCCAGAACGGCAUGAUCGCCGUCAGGCAGGAAGUGCCAUCCGAGCCCAUGUCCUUCCACGAUCAGAGCACUGUUGUGGAUAAUCAGUCUGCGAGUAAGCAACAGCUGUUCCAGGAUCAACAGCCAAUGCAGCUUGCACCGGGUUCAGGCACUGGCACUCAGCCUUCUGUGAAUCUCUUUAUAGCCCAGUCUGACAUGCCAAGAAUGCCACAUGCGUCACAGCAUGCCUCGCAGGAGGUGCUUUUCGCUGCACAGGGCAGUGUGGCAGGACUUCAGACCACCACCUCGUCUCCGGUACAGCAACCUGGAUCCCUGUUCCAGACCACAGUGAAUGGAAGCCUCAACCAGCCCAACCAGAACCAGCGACCGAACCUCUUCCUUUAUGAAAUACAGAAUGAGUGUGGUCAGAUGAUGAACUCCCAAGGAAGCAGACUCUCAAACCAGAUCAUUGCCAUUAGCCAGAACCAGAGAGAGAGUGAAGGGGCGAUUCAUUCCUUACUCAACUCAUCCAUGAGCGAAUCCGGAAAUGUCCAGAAUCCCCUCACCACCUCCCAGAACAUGGAGAAGAUCGAUGACCUCCUUGUGAGCCUUCAGGAGCAAAGCAACAGCCUCUCUCGCUCAUACUAGGACCUUACAGACCCUACAGGCUUUUAGAAAACAGCGGAGGAAUCCCGAUAACUUCGACGUCUGCUGUGUGAAUGUACAGUUUCGUUAAUGGCAAGUGGAAACGUGAAUGUCACGGAGCUUGUGGUGUUUGUCUUUAGCUGUAAAUGAAGCAUAUCUUAUAAUAGAAGCACUUUUGUGAUAUAUAUAUUUUUUUUUAUGUAGUUGCAUCAGCAACUAAGUACACAAAUUUCUGUGUGCACCUGUGACUGAUGCAAUAUUUAUAUUUAAAAAAAAAAACAACCCUAACUUUCACAUUAAUCAAAUAAUGAAAGAAAUGCUUAGAAAAAGAGAAAAGUUGAAACACUUUGUAUGUUUUGCCCCAGUAGCACUUUUGCAUUUUGUUUGCUUUUAGUCUCAACUAAAUUUAUGUGACUUGUAAUUUGUCGUUUUCUGGUUAUGUUUAAAUGUUCACACUCUUCAUACACAAACACGUCUGAAAACUACGCAUCCAUUUGUGCAUCACUACAUGAAAUAACAUACUCACUACUUUACGAAUUCUAAAAUACGGACAUAUCUCACUAAAUCAUGCUCUGUGCUGGAUUUGAGUGUUUAUUAGCGUCUGGAACGCUGAUAAUCAGCAGUAAAACUUCAUCUCCCUGUUCAGUAAAGACAAGGUUUUAUGGUGUCCUUUUCUUUUCUUUUCUUUUUUUUUUUUUAUGAAGUUCUUGCCACACUCAAGAAGGACACAAAGUUUAUUACGCAUUUAACCUUGUUAUCCUUGUAAAUACAACUUUUACAGCAGGAUAUUAUCGUUCAGGGAAGCAGAGGAUGAGUCAAGGCCUCGACUCCAGGUCUCGGGUUAAGUCGGCGCCUUUUACACUACAAAAAUUCUGGCCAGUUUUAUGGCUCAGAGGGUUGAUGAUGGAAAAUAAAGGCUGCUAUGUCAUGAAUGAAAGUAGAAUAUCAUGCAAGUUUACUGCCAAGCUUGUUGUAAAGCUGCCAAAAUGAUCUUUUACAGAGAUAUCUGGCUAGUGAGUCAGAAGGCAGAAUGUGUUUUCUUUUUUUUUCUAUGAAUAUAUUUGCAUACAUUACAAGGGCCCCGCUCUGUGUAAUAUUAAAAGCAAUAGCUCAUUUGAGCUUUUACUGAGAUAAUUACCGUCAGAUUGCUUCUUUUUAGGACUUUUUAUUGCUAGUUUUGAAUAGUGACUAUUCAGACCUCUGUUUAGGUGGAGGAGUGAUCUUUUAGAUCUUUAAAGGAGCCCUGUGUUAGGGGAAGAGCUGUGAACUUAACCUGGAGAAAGAGCUGUCUGUGAUUGGCCUUCAUCUCUGUACAGGACAGAUUUUCAAUUAAUUGUUUGUUUCUGUCAUUAAAUAUUUAUUUGGAUAUAUAACCAUAUUUUCUCUUUUGCCAGAUUUUGAAAACUUGUAUCAUAUAUAACUUAUAUCUCCAAAAACAUUUUCAAAUGGGAGAAAAAAAAAAUGGCCUUUGUUGAAUUUGUUUUUAAAAUCUAAAAAGUAUCUAUAUGUGACCAUGGAUCGUAACAUGUAAAUUGUUUGUUUGGUUUCGAAGUUUUAUUUCCAUCUGAUGAUGUACAGAUUCUGAUGUUUUUGCUUUUACAAGCUUUCUGAAUUAACGGUUGCUAGAACAGAUUUAACUGCUGUACUGAAAUAGAAAUGGAUAUCGUGGGACUUUUUUUUUUUUUUUUU
This is a messenger RNA of Pangasianodon hypophthalmus (striped catfish), 11276 nucleotides long. RefSeq names its product nuclear factor of activated T cells 5b (gene nfat5b). The record is from RefSeq and is a predicted model, not a curated record. Gene Ontology annotation, biological process: cytokine production; calcineurin-NFAT signaling cascade; regulation of transcription by RNA polymerase II. The transcript is spliced from 14 exons. Gene Ontology annotation, molecular function: RNA polymerase II cis-regulatory region sequence-specific DNA binding; transcription factor binding; DNA-binding transcription factor activity, RNA polymerase II-specific. NCBI's taxonomy places the organism in Eukaryota, Metazoa, Chordata, Actinopteri, Siluriformes, Pangasiidae. Gene Ontology annotation, cellular component: transcription regulator complex. Bases 6048 to 9590 code for a protein of 1180 amino acids.